ACCGAUGGGCAUGUUGGUAUUCGUGGUGUUUUGUCGCUAGGGGUAUAGGAAAGUAUCUAACUUAACCAGUUAACCUACAAUUGAUACACUAUAUGUUAAAAAUACGUUCUUUACUGAAAUGUGGGCUUAUGUAAAAUUUCUGGUAUUAUAAAAUGUAGUGAUAAUUUAAUUUUUAUAUAUCUGAAUGCAUAGGGCAGCUUAGCGAAUUACAGAUAAUUAAAGAGUUUGGGAGAUUCAAAUGGAUAAGCAAUAAUAAGAUUAUAUUAACAUUGGCCCUAAUAAUGGCAGCUGUUAAAGGGCUACACAACAUGACCGCAAAUCCAGGUUCUCACGUUCAAUCAGCCGUUUUGCUCACUUGUUUACCAACAAACUUUUUUAACAAGGAAUUACCAACUUUAAUUUUGAGGUCUCCUCAGGAGACAUUAGGUAUGCCCAGUUUAAUGCAGGCAGAGCAACAGGUGCAACCAAAUUUGGGUUAUUCAGUAGUUCUUGGAAGUGAGAAGUAUGAGUUGUUAGGAUCAUCUCCACAGGAAGGAAAGAAGAUUGAACUAAGAGAUGGCAACAAGUGUGGUGAUGAGCAAAACACUGACCUUGUGUUGACUACAGGAAACAUGCAUUCCAAACAAAAGACAUGCAGUGCUAGACCAGUGACCCAUAUUGAAAUUAUUAGACAGAAGCCCAGUGUGGUAAAAAAGAAGCAUGGUGCAUCCCGCCGUGUUACCGGUGCAAAUCGAGUGGUACCAUUGAUUACAAGCAUGUGGCAGAAACGAGAACUCAAAGGUAUUGAACCAUCUCUAGCAGCAGUGUACAAAACAAUUCUGGAUGAUCCAGAUACUGUUGAUGAACACAAAUGUGAAGCAUGCCACAAGCAAUUCUUGUCAGUCACACAGGUAGAAAACCACAUUAAGGAGAUGCAUCCUCAGCAACAUGUAGUGCUGGAACAGUGCUUUGUGUGUCGGAAGAAAUACGUUUUCCAGUCCCAACUGAAGUGCCACCUGUCAGAAGUUCAUAGAAUUCAGUACCCAGAAAUGAUAUGCAAAAUAUGUUUCAUGGAAUUCAACACAGUGAUGGAACAGAAAGCACAUGAGCGGAAACAUGACAAAAUCUAUUCCUGCCAGCACUGCUGUGCCAAGUUUGCAUCAGUGUAUCUUUGUCAGAAACACUAUGAGAAGCACCUGGUUGAUAUGAAGCCUUAUCAGUGCUUGUCUUGUGGUAAGAGAUUCCAGAACAGCAUUUCACUGAGUAUCCAUCGCGUUCGGCACAAACAUUCAAAAUGUUUGAUUUGUAAUGCAUUAUUUGGAGAAGAACUGGAAUUGUUGAUGCAUGUAAGGGCUCAUGGAAUCCAGGGCAAGCAUCAGUUUUUAGCAGCAGUUGAGCAGUUAGACCAGGAAGAGACACAGCUUGAAGACAUGAUGAGCGUCUACUUAAAAACAAGCACAGAACAUCAUCCAACAGGCAUGGAUAAAGGGGUCAGUGACUGUAUGGAAGGUCUGCUAUGUGCAGUCUCUCAGGCACUAGAUGCUGGUACUCCAGAACCAGUGUCAGGCAAGAGAGGGGUGGAAUGCAAGCUGUGUGGACUUGAGGUUCAGUCACCAAGGGAGCUGGUGGAGCAUCGGCGUGACAACCAUGUGCGUAGCUGCACAUGUCUGGUCUGUGGUAAGAGAAGUCGUUCUGUCAGCCAGACAUGGCGACACAUAGCCACUCAUGUUGACAAGGUGAAGUCCAAUGAAAUGGUGUGUCUCAUCAACAAGACUGAACAACAGUGCCACAUGUGUCACAAGAUGUUCCCAUCAAAAGGGAAGAAGAAUUUCCAUUUGGAACACGUGCACAAGAUUGAGACCGUCCAGCGGCCGCACUGCUGUACAGUUUGUUCAAGAAAAUUCCAGCAUAAGACAUCAAGGGACAGACACAUGAUGCUGCAUGGGAAGGACAAGAAUGGCCUCAGGUGUGCAGUGUGCAACCAGGUGUUCCUGCGACCGAAGUUCCUGGUGAGGCACAUCAAAGAGCAUGAGUCCCACAAUGAGUGCCACGUUUGUAAUAAAACAUUCUCUAAGCGCAGACAGCUCAAAUUGCACCUCAGUGGCCACAAUCACAGCAUAAAGAAGAAGUUCAAAUGCUCACUGUGCUCGGUGACCUGUCAGGGUAUGGCAGGCCUGCGGGAACAUCUGCGGAUCCAUACUGGUGAGCGUCCCUACAACUGCAGUCAGUGUGAAAGGAGCUUCAAACGCCUGCAGGCCCUUAAGAAACACGUCAGGACCGUGCACUGUGGCCCCAGUGCAGUGAGUCAUGCCUGCACCAGUUGUCCAGUGGUUUUCAAUAACCGAGGUAACCUGCUGCGGCAUUUCCUGCGCAUUCACCGUGGACUGCGCCGCUUCAUAUGUGGGCUCUGUGGUGCUCGCUAUGGGCAGAACCAAGACUUACGGAGGCAUCUCAAGGCAAAGCACCAAGUGGACAUGCCGGUCAUUUCAUGUGUGGACAAGAAAGCCAUCAGCGAGAUUUAUGUCCUGCCACCUAUCAGUAAGUUCCCUAAGUCACAUCCACACGCAGAAAAGAUAAACAGACUUGUGGCUGAGGAAAAGAGCAAGCUUGAAGAUGUAUGUGAGGUGCUGAGUAAGAGAGAAUUGGCAACAAAAGAGGUUCCACGAGAGGAUCUCCCAGCUCACAGAAAGUCAGAUCAGAUGAAACAUUCAGCUGGCAAAGACAGUAUAUCUUCUGAUGAGGCAAACCAGUUCAUAAGUUCACAAGUUGGCAGUAGCACGGAUGUAGUCUCUUCCAGAAUGAUGGAUCACAAAGCUGUUAAUAUGCCCCAGCAUCUUGAAAACUAUUCGUGCAGUACUACAAUAGAAAUUGGAGGUGCAGAGAUGCAGCAGCAAAUACCAGAAAUCAUAGCUGAGAGUUUUGUUCCAUUGGUUGGGGGUUUAUCGUCCCAAUUCAACAGCAUCAUGAACAUGCAGACAUGCAGCCAAUGCCACAAAGUGUUGUGUGGAGAGACGCUAAGGAAGGAUGGUUCAGACAGUGUAAAGAUAAUUUGCAAGAAUUGCACGGAUGACUGUGAAGCUCCAGAAAAUGGCUCAACUGACAAGGUAGUAACCGUAUAUCGGUGCGGUGUCUGUUUCACGGACUUCUUUGAAAGGGAUGUUCUGGCCGGACAUAUGGACGAAAAACACAAGGUGCCUCCUGAACCAACAUCAGAUACAGUCAUGAAAACCUCUGCAGGGUUUUUAUCAAACAUGCAUCCCAUUAUCACUAAUCCUUCUGUGCCAAAUGACAUGGGGUUGCUCUGCCCGCCAAUGAACCUGCUUCUACAAAAUGUUGUUCUGCAGCCGAGACCAGCUGUUCAGACAUUCAACAGUCAGAACAUUCUGGUAAAUGCUACCCCCAUGCUCACUCUCCAGCCUUCAAAUGUGCCAGCACUGCUGACAUCUGCACCACAGACUUCUACAUUUGUAGCCCCUGCAGAAGUGCUAGUUGACCCAGGAAAAGUCCUGCUACCAACUCCUGUUCCUAAAGUUGCUAUACCAAAGCUGAACUCAAUGAACAAAGCCAGCGAUAAUAACAAGAUACUCUCGAAGGAGAGUGCAGUGGAUAAGACUGAAGUCAAGAUCUCAAACAUGCAAUCACCCGAACCUGCAGAGAAACAUCAAUUAGGGGCAGAUUGCAUCUGCAAACAGUGUGGGAAGAAGUUCCAUAACAGUACAAGGCUGGAGCGGCAUCUGAAGACACACGAGGGGGUUCGACCGUUUGGCUGUGCUGUCUGUGGUAAACUUUUUACGGAGAAACACAACCUCAAGGUACACAUGCGCACACACACCGGAGAGCGCCCAUACACAUGCACAGAAUGUGGAAAGCAGCUCAGGUACCAGAAAGAUUUUGCAGAUCACAAGAAAAAGCAUCUUGGUAUGAAGCCAUUCGAGUGUACCGAGUGUGGCCAGAGAUUUCUCCGACAGAGGGAGCUGAUGCGGCACAAGAUAACUCACACUGGAGAAAAGAAGUACAAGUGCCCCAUAUGUGACAAGGCUUUCACCCGUUUAGACCAGCUGAAACUUGUGCAUAUGCGCCAGCACGACACUGCACCGGGACCUUCCCCCUUUGUUUGCUUGACGUGCCAUAAGAGUUUCAAAGUUAAGGGCAAGCUGGAACAGCAUCAGAUCCUACACUCAGGCCAGAAGAACCACCACUGUCCAAUCUGUGAUAAAACUUUUGCUCUAGACGCAUAUUUGAAAUCUCAUCUUAAGACGCACAAGAAGCAAGAUGGCUACAUCCAAUGCGCCAAGUGUCCUCGGAGAUUUGCUUCUGAACAGACACUGCAGGUUCAUGACGAGAAGUUUCAUGCGAGACUACAGAGAAUUACAAAGCAGUCGAAAGAAGGAAACAAAAAUAAGCCGAAGAAACUGAGUAUACUCCCAGACACAACUCUGCUAGAACCAGAAAUAGACAUCACAGACAUGGAGGAAAUGGAUGGAAUCAACCUGAUGGAGGAGGAAGAUGUCAUCCUUGCUGACGAUAACUGCGACACUGUCAUCUACCUGCAGAUGGUGCCAGGCCUAGACCUGCCUCUUAACAGUGAUACCUCAGACUAAUUUCACGUGGUCUGUCUUGUUACAGAGUUAAUAAACGCAAAGCUGUCGCAUUUUCUCAGAAUAGCGGCAUGCUGAAAACUUGUU
Messenger RNA from Zootermopsis nevadensis, 4664 nucleotides. RefSeq lists its product as uncharacterized. The record is from RefSeq and is a predicted model, not a curated record. Lineage: Eukaryota; Metazoa; Arthropoda; Insecta; Blattodea; Termopsidae. Gene Ontology annotation, molecular function: DNA-binding transcription factor activity, RNA polymerase II-specific. Gene Ontology annotation, cellular component: nucleus. Gene Ontology annotation, biological process: regulation of transcription by RNA polymerase II.